AUGAAUUCAACAAUAAAUUACUUUUUAGUAACCCAACUAAUGAUAAUGAUUCAUGGAUUGAUAACAGCUGUUAUUUCAAAUAAAUUUCCAGAAAUUUUAACUCAAACAUAUAAUCAAACAUUAAAUAUAUCAGAUACAGCUAUUUUAACAUGUCAUGUUAAAAAUUUAGGUAAUCAUCAUGUAACAUGGCUUAAAUAUGAUUCAAAUACAUUAACAUAUUUGCCAUUAACUGUUGGUGAACAAGUAUUUUAUUCUGAUACACGUUAUUUUGUAUCAUCAUAUUCAACAUCAUUAGAUAAUUCAUAUUGGAAUUUAGAAAUCUCAAAUUUAAAAUUAUCCGAUGAAGGUAUAUAUGAAUGUAAAAUAUCAAAUCGUCGUGGUAGUGUAUCAAUACAAAUUUAUUUACAAAUACAAAUACCAAUGACAAUAAAACCUUCACGUUUAUAUGUUGAACCAGGCUCAUCUGUUGAAUUAGAUUGUACAAUAUAUAAUAUAAAUACAUCAUCAAUAACAUGGCAUUUUUCAAGUUUAAAUCAUACAAAUAAAUAUAAUAUUUAUCAUUAUGAUAUAUAUGAAAAAUAUCAUAAUGAAAAAAAUAUUUCUAAAUCACAAUUAAUUAUACGUCAUGCACAACCAUAUCAUUCUGGUUUAUGGACAUGUACCUAUAAAAGACAACGAAGAAGUGCAAAAAUUUUUGUUGAAAAAGGUGCAUUACAACAUCAUCAUCAACAGCAACGUCUUGUAUCAAAUAAUCAUUCUUCUUUUUCUAUUCAAUGUACCAUGAGUUUGAUCUUAUUUACACUUCUCCUUGGUCAUCAUAUGACCUAUAGAAUAUGA
This is a messenger RNA of Rotaria sordida, 837 nucleotides long. The record is from the annotation of a GenBank genome assembly. Lineage: Eukaryota; Metazoa; Rotifera; Eurotatoria; Philodinida; Philodinidae.